AUGCAGAAAGCCUUCACUCAGCCAUCUUCUCGUUCCUCACAUGGGAGAAUACACACUGGAGAGAAGCCCUAUGAAUGUCGAACCUGUGGGAAAGCCUUCAAUAAGCCAUCUCAGCGUGCCAGACACGAGAGAACACACACUGGAGAGAAACCCUAUGCAUGUUGCACCUGUGGGAAAGCCUUCACUGAUCCAUAUUCUCGUUCUUCACAUGAGAGAAUACAUACUGGAGAGAAGCCCUAUGAAUGUCGCACCUGUGGAGAAGCCUUCACUUACUCAUAUCAACGUGCCACACACGAGAGAACACACACUGGAGAGAACCCCUAUGAAUGUCGCACCUGUGGGAAAGCCUUCACUCAGCCAUCUCACCGUGCCAGACACGAGAGAAUACACACUGGAGAGAAACCCUAUGAAUGUCGCACCUGUGGGAAAGCCUUCAGUGAUUCAUCUCAACGUGCCAAACAUGAGAGAAUACACACUGGAGAGAACCCCUAUGAAUGUCGCACCUGUGGGAAAGCCUUCAAUCACCCAUCUCACCGUGCCCGACACGAGAGAAUACACACUGGAGAGAAACCCUAUGAAUGUCGCACCUGUGGGAAAGCCUUCACUGAUUCAUCUCAACGUGCCAAACAUGAGAGAAUACACACUGGAGAGAAGCCCUAUGAGUGUUGCACCUGUGGGAAAGCCUUCAAUCAGCCAUCUCAGCGUGCCAGACACGAGAGAACACACACUGGAGAGAAGCCCUAUGAAUGUCGCACCUGUGGGAAAGCCUUCACUGAUCCAUCUUCUCGUUCCUUACAUGAGAGAAUACACACUGGAGAGAAACCUUAUCAGUGUCACUUCUGUGGGAAAGCCUUCACUACAUCAUCUCAAUGUGCCAAACAUGAGAGAAUACACAGUGGAGACAAACCCUAUUAGUGUCACUUCUGUGAGAAAGCCUUCACUGUGCAAUCUUGUCGUGCCACACAUGAGAGAAUACACACUGGAGGGAAGCCUUAUGAGUGUCACUUCUGUGGGAAAGUUUUCUGUUUAGCCUCCAGUCUUUUGCAACAUAUGAAAGUCUUUGGUCAACUUGUUGAAAACAAGUAA
This is a messenger RNA of Perognathus longimembris pacificus (Pacific pocket mouse), 1086 nucleotides long. Its product is annotated as zinc finger protein 345-like. The transcript is spliced from 4 exons. Gene Ontology annotation, biological process: regulation of transcription by RNA polymerase II. NCBI's taxonomy places the organism in Eukaryota, Metazoa, Chordata, Mammalia, Rodentia, Heteromyidae. The record is from RefSeq and is a predicted model, not a curated record. Gene Ontology annotation, molecular function: RNA polymerase II cis-regulatory region sequence-specific DNA binding; DNA-binding transcription factor activity, RNA polymerase II-specific.